Molecule: messenger RNA, 1955 nt
Organism: Syngnathoides biaculeatus (alligator pipefish)
Lineage: Eukaryota; Metazoa; Chordata; Actinopteri; Syngnathiformes; Syngnathidae
Product: retinal Mueller cells isomerohydrolase-like
Exons: 14
Coding region: 85-1683 (532 amino acids)
Biological process (GO): zeaxanthin biosynthetic process; retinal metabolic process
Molecular function (GO): beta-carotene 15,15'-dioxygenase activity; retinol isomerase activity; all-trans-retinyl-ester hydrolase, 11-cis retinol forming activity
Source: RefSeq, a predicted model, not a curated record
AUAACAGGAAAUUUGUGUAUGGUUUAAAUGCCUCGACUGCUUGCGCAAGUGAGUGAAAAAAAUUCUUAACGAACUUACAGCAGUAUGGUCAGCCGUGUGGAUCAUCCAGCCGCUGGCUACAGGAAGAUCUUUGAGACAGUGGAGGAGCUUAAUGAACCAAUUCCAGCCAAGAUCACUGGUCUUUUGCCAACAUGGCUGGACGGCAGUCUUCUCAGGAUGGGACCAGGUCUUUUCGAGGUUGGGGACCAACAUUACCACCAUUUGUUUGAUGGACAAGCUCUCAUACACAAGUUUGACCUAAAGAACGGUCAGGUGACCUACUACAGGAAGUUUUUAAAAACAGAUGCUUACGUACGUGCAAUGACCGAGAACAGAGUGGUUGUUACUGAGUUUGGCACAGCAAUGUACCCAGACCCCUGCAAAAAUAUAUUCUCCAGAUUUUUCUCCUACUUCAGGGGCAUUGAGGUGACUGACAAUUGCGUGGUGAACAUCUACCCAAUUGGGGAAGACUUCUAUGCCGUUACCGAGUCCAAUUACAUCACCAAGGUUGAUCCAGAGUCACUGGACACUUUAAAGAAGGUGGACCUGUGUCAGUACCUGUCGGUCAAUGGGGUGACAGCUCACCCGCACUUUGAGGCAGAUGGUACGGUCUACAACAUUGGCAACUGCUUUGGCAAGAACAUGACUCUUGCUUACAACAUUGUCAGGAUCCCACCUGCUCAGAAAGACAAGUUGGACCCUUUACAGAAAUCCCACGUCAUAGUUCAACUCCCAAGCAGUGAGAGGUUAAAACCUUCCUAUAUCCACAGUUUUGGGAUGACCGUCAACUAUUUCGUGUUUGUGGAGCAGCCGGUGAAAAUCAACCUGCUCAAGUUUCUGUCUGCUUGGAGUUUCAGAGGAGCCACUUACAUGGAUUGCUUUGAAUCCAACGACAACAUGGGGACAUGGUUUCACCUGGCCACAAAGGACCCAGCAACAUAUAUGACCAGCCACAAGUUCCGAACAUCAGCUUUUAAUAUCUUCCAUCAUAUUAACACAUAUGAAGACCAGGGGUUUAUUGUUGUUGACCUCUGUGCUUGGAAAGGUCAUGAUUUUGUGUAUAACUACCUGUACCUGGCCAAUCUGAGGGGGGAGUGGGAGGAAGUUAAGAAAGCAGCCAUGAGAGCUCCUCAGCCCGAGGUCAGAAGAUACGUACUGCCACUGGAUAUACAUAGCGAGGAGCAAGGAAAGAACCUGAUUUCUCUGCCAUACACGACAGCAACUGCUGCUCUUCGCGGUGAUGGGACCGUCUGGUUGGAACCCGAAGUCCUCUUUUCGAAACCAAGACAAGCCUUUGAGUUUCCACAGAUUAACUACUCUCAGUGCUGUGGUAAGCAGUAUUCCUUCACUUAUGGUCUUGGACUCAACCAUUUCAUCCCUGACAAGAUUGUCAAGUUGAACGUGCAGACCAAAGAGACGUGGAUGUGGCAGGAGGAUGAAUGUUACCCAUCAGAACCACUAUUUGUGCCAGCACCGGGAGCUAUACAAGAGGAUGAUGGUGUGCUGCUGAGUAUUGUUGUGAAACCGGGAGCAGAGAGGCCAGGCUUCUUGUUGGUGCUGGACGCUGCCACACUGACAGAGACGGCUAGGGCAGAGGUCGACAUCGUCUUUCCAGUGACUUUUCAUGGCUUUUACAAGCCAUAAUGCCCAAGUCCAACCCAAAUAUCCAAAGUGCAUUGUCCAGUAGCUACAACAGUCUGCAGUUCUUGCUUCAGUAUAUAAAUGUCCAGGUCUUAACUAACAGUAGAGCUCAUCUGUUAAUGUAUAAUACAUUUAAAUAUGAAUAAAAAUAAAGCAGCAUAUUCUUGUUCUUUAUGCCACAGGUUCAGAAACUUUGAAACACUAUGUAGUUUUUUUUAUAUAUAUUUUUAUUGAAGAACAUAACACUGAAGAACAACACUGUUGAAUUAAAAAAA